This is a messenger RNA of Euleptes europaea (tarantolino), 2610 nucleotides long. RefSeq names its product NACHT, LRR and PYD domains-containing protein 3-like. Gene Ontology annotation, molecular function: protein binding. The transcript is spliced from 6 exons. Lineage: Eukaryota; Metazoa; Chordata; Lepidosauria; Squamata; Sphaerodactylidae. Gene Ontology annotation, cellular component: cytoplasm. The coding region runs from base 1 to 2610 and encodes 869 amino acids. The record is from RefSeq and is a predicted model, not a curated record.
AUGGAAGAGGCAGCCGAGCCCCUCGAAGAUGCCCUCCUUUUCGCCCUGGACGACCUGCGUGGGGAGAACUUCAAGCGCUUUAAAAACAAGCUGUGCUUCCUGAGGAUGGAGGGGAAGGCCCCCAUCCCCUGGAGCGCGGUGCGGGACGCCGACACCGUGGACACCGUGCAGCUGCUCCUGCAGGCCUACGGGGAGGAGGGGGCCCGAGACGUGGCCGCCCAGGUCCUCCAGGCCAUCCACCUGCAGGGUUCGGCCGCCAGGCUCCAAAAGUGGAAAUGGCACGAUUGCAGGAAGAAGUACAAACAGCAUAUCCAGGAGACCUUUCGAAGCCGAUGGGAGCAGCCCGUCCACCCGGGCACAAUGGUGACCCUCUGCCAAAGCUACACAGAGUUGCUUCUGACGAGGACCCCGUGCCCGCAGGGGAGAGCCCACGAACUGUCAGCUGUGGAGCGGAAGCACCGGGAGAUGGAGGCUCGCCCGAAAGACUUCCUUGAGGUCAGCCUGAAGAGUCUGUUUGAUUCGGAUGGCCAGUGCCAGAACUCCCGAACCACCGUGUUGUUGGGACCUGCCGGGGUGGGAAAAACUACAGCCACGUGGAAGAUCAUGCUGGACUGGGCAUCUGGCAAGCUUUGGCAGGAAAGGUUUGACUACGUCUUCUACAUCCCUUGUGGAGCGAUGGACCAUGACGGGGAGCCCGUGAGCAUGGUUGACCUGCUACUCACCCUCUGCCCUCCAGGAACUCUUCUAGAGGAGGACAUCUUCAUGCACCAAGACAGCAUCCUGGUCAUUGUGGAUGGUUUUGAUGAACUGAAGUCCCCCAGUCUCCUGAGUGAGAUGCUGAGCGGAGACCUCCACAAAAAGCAGGCCCCUUGGGACUUGGUGAGGGGUCUACUUGAGAAAAAGCUCCUUGCCAAGAGCCACCUUAUUGUGACCUCAAGGCCCACCGCUCUAGGGUCCCUCCAGCUAAGCCUGAAGUCACCACAGUUUGUGGAGGUUCUGGGGUUUCGCCCAGCUCAGAGGAAGGAGUAUUUCCACCGCUUCUUUGGGAACCAUGAAGAAGCCACCCGAGCCUUCGAAAUCAUACAGAGAAACGAAACCCUUUUCAGCAUGUGCUUCCUUCCCAUGGUCUGUUGGAUUAUCUGCUCCGUCUUCAGACAGAAGCCACAAAGCGGCCUCCUCAAGGUGGUCCCAGAGACAGCGACACUCACUGAAAUUCACACGCGGCUCCUGUUUAGUUUCCUCGAGGGUCGCUCCCGGCCGAGCAACCUGGAAGGCCUGUGCUCCCUGGCCAAAGACGGGGUGCUCUGCAAAAUGAUUGUCUUUGAUGAAGAAAUGUGGAAAGCACACAGCCUGAGCCACCCAGACUUGGAAGCCCUUUCUGCCAGUGGCAGGGUCCUCCGCCGAGAUGUCUUCCGAGCAGCCACGUAUAAGUUCACCCACUUAAGUUUCCAGGAAUUCUUUGCAGCCUUGUCCUUCCUUCUGGAGAAAGAUGAGAACUCUGGAUCAUCUCGGACAGACCUGAAUAAGGUUUUGGGAAGCAGGAAGGAACAGGGCGGUGACUACUCCAUGUUGUUGCGUUUCCUCUUUGGCCUCUCUAACAUGAAGAGGUUGAGUGCCCUUCAGAAAACAUGGCACUGCAAGACGUCUAGGAGGGGACUCUUGCAGGAAUUGUUGAGGUGGGUGGAAGAGGAAGCCAAGCACCAUUCUUUCAGGAGACAACAGGACUUGAUGGAACUGUGCCGUUGCGUCUAUGAGAUGGAGGACAUUGAGUUUGCUAAGAGCGUGAUGGGACAUGUCCACAGCCUGGAUCUUCGAGAUCAGCUCUCUACUGAGCUGGAUUUGGAAGCUCUUUCCUUUUGCCUGUCAGCUUCGGAGGUUUCCCACUCACUUUGGCUCUCUGGCUAUACGUUGAGCCCUGCAGGACUUGAGCAGCUCUUACCUGGACUCCUGGCGUCUUCAGCCAUCCAGCUGAAUCGCUGUGGACUGUCGACUGCUUCAUGUGAAACUCUCGCCUCAGUUGUGGAGACGAACCAGGGUCUGACCACUCUGGACCUGGGUGACAAUCCAUUGCGUGACUUGGGUGUGAUUUGUUUGUGUGACAGAUUGAUCCACUCGGGUAGUAAACUCCAGAGUCUCCGGCUGAAUUCUUGCAAUCUUACAGCUGCGGCCUGCGAGUCCUUGUCACUGUUCCUGGAAUCUAACCAGUGCCUAACUGAGCUGGAUCUGGGAGAGAAUCACCUGGGAGAUCUGGGAGUCCAGCAACUGUGUGGGGGGCUGAAGCACCCACAAUCCAGGCUGCAAAGACUCUUGUUGCACAGCUGCGGGCUCACGGCUGCUGUAUGUGAGGACUUGGCCUCCGUCUUGGGAACCAGCGAGACCCUGGCAGAGCUGGGCCUGGGCGAGAACCGGCUGGGAGAUGAAGGCGUCAGGCAGCUGAGCGCGGCGCUGAAGAGGCCGAGCUGCACACUCCAGAGACUGGCGCUGACAAUGAGGUUUCUCAAUCCAACCACGAAGAAGAAGCUGCAGGCGGCUUGUGCCAUCCACCCUGAGCUCCUCCUGGUGUCCUAUUACCCUCCUGGCUUCCCAGCUUUCCCGGGGGAAGACUCAUAG